CCAUGCUUGUUUUCCGGACAGUGGCGGUUGGCAACGACGCUCUUCCAACGUAUUCCAAAUGAUGUAGAAAAUUUCAUUCGACGUUUACGUUAUUUAUUCAUAGUAUUUUAAGUUACGUUCGAGUUAUCCGAGUAAUUACAAUCGGUUCGCGUAUUUAAAAAUAAAAAAAGUUUGUAAUUCGAAAGUAUGAGACCAGAUUCACGGAGUGUCUCGUUUACGUUUCACCGGGAAGUUCUGAGUGUGAAAAAUUCACCGGAGAUCACUAAAAAUUCAAAGAAUUUAAGGCGCCGGCUUCAGGACCGCUUCGAAAAAGAGAAGCCCACUGAUUCCUGCAAAGAGAAGACGUCCAAAGACAAACAGACGAGUGACCGAAGCUGGAACAACUUGACGCUUGGAAAUAUGUCAGCGGACUCUAGACGGGCACUGCGGAGCGGAGCCGAGAAAUUAUCCAAAACAAUAUCUUCUGUGCGCACAACCUUUGGAACUAUUUCACAGAAAUUUAAAAGUUCCACACGCAGACGUCAAAGAUUGGAGGAACAGCAAUCGCCGAAUAGCAUUUGCAAAAUGCAGACACCUCAGACACGUUCUCGUCAACUCUUAGGAAGGACUCCGACAAAACUUUAUAGCCCUUUCGGUAUUGAGUCUCCCAGGCAUGCCUGGGACAAGGAAAACAACGAAACGCCAGUGCACACGCCACCAGGAGGGAACUCGCAUUAUAUACAAUGCAGACCGUUCUGCUUCACAAGAAAAGGUUUCUCCAUGUUGAGAUAAAAUUUUUCCCUGCUUCUUACUAAGGUUUCCACAAUGAUCUCUCUUUUACUUCCUAGCAACGCAUUCAGAAUUGCGUGCCUUGUGCAACUUUAAUUGAUUUAUUUAUUGGAUUUUCCUUGAAGUAGCAAUCUGCACCUACAUACUGUUAUCAUAAUGUAUUACCUAUGAUAUCAAGCUGCUUUACAUGUACAUGCAAUGUAUAAUGUAUUUAUACCUUUUUAUACAUAUUUAUAUUGAUAAUUAUUACCGACGCAAUAUCAAAUAAAAAUGCAGAACCAAAAAUUUGGUGGAAUAA
Messenger RNA from Nomia melanderi (Alkali bee), 1066 nucleotides. RefSeq lists its product as uncharacterized. NCBI's taxonomy places the organism in Eukaryota, Metazoa, Arthropoda, Insecta, Hymenoptera, Halictidae. The record is from RefSeq and is a predicted model, not a curated record.